GCCAUGGUCUCACAAAUUUCAAUACUCCUUCUGCUAUUGCUAUGUGCACCCACGUUCCACAGUACUGGCACCAAUUUGCAGCCUCGUUGCAACGAAAAGGAUCGAUCCUCACUGCAGAUAUUCAAACGUGGUGUUGUGAACCAUUCCAACAAGCUCCCCUCUUGGUCCACUGAUCAAGAUUGCUGUGCAUGGAAGGGUGUCCACUGUGACAACACCACAGGCAGAGUCACAAGACUUGACCUAAAGCAGCAAUACUUGGAAGGUGAUAUCGACUUGUCUUUGUUUCAAAUUCAAUUCUUGAGCUACUUGGACUUGAGCUUGAAUGGCUUUACAACUUUAACUGCACCUUAUGACACACAUGCUACCUUCUCCUAUCUUCACUUUCUUGACUUAUCCUUUAAUGAUGAUCUUCAUGUGGAUAAUCUCCUUUGGCUUUCUCAACUUUCCUCCUUGAAAUAUCUCAACCUUAGCCAAAUCAAUCUUCAAAACCAAACCAACUGGCUUCACUCCAUGGCAUUGCAUCCAUCACUGUUAGAGCUAAGGUUGGCAAGUUCUCAUCUUACCAAUAUCAAUAUCAUCCCACCCAUGAAGUGUGUCAAUUUUUCUUCACUCUUAACUCUUGACCUCUCUGGAAACCAUUUUCUCUCAGAAUUGCCUUCUUGGCUGUUCAACCUCACCAGUGUCUCUCAUAUUGAUCUUAGCUUCAAUUUUAUACAUGGUCCAUUGCCUAAGAGCUUGUUGAGCCUUAGAAACCUUAAAUCUUUAAGGCUGAAUAACAAUGAACUCGAUGGAUCCAUCCCUGAAUGGAUAGGUCAACAUGAACAUUUGCAAUAUCUUGGUUUAGUUGAUAACAUGUUUCAUGGUUCAAUCCCUUCAUCAAUAGGAAACCUCUCAUCUUUGAUUGAAUUGGAAAUCAGCUCCAAUUCAUUGAGUGGUAAUCUUCCAACCAGCUUUGGAAAGCUCUUUAAUUUAAGAAGUUUGACCAUUGGAGGUGACUCCUUGUCAGGAGUUCUACACGAAAACCAUUUCUCCAAUCUCUCUAAUUUAGAAGCACUGGUGUUGAGUGCUCCUUUUUCAUUUGACUUGGCUUCUGACUGGAUGCCACCUUUCCAGUUGAAGGGCAUAAGUUUGAAAAAUGCAAAUCUAGGUCCUAAAUUUCCAGAAUGGAUAUACACACAAAACUCACUAGUGUAUCUAGAGGUUCCCAACUCAAAUAUCUCAUCCAUAAACAGUGACAUGUUUUGGAGGUUAGUAUCUAAUAUUACACAGCUCAACCUGUCCAAGAACAGAAUCUCGGCAGACUUAACAAACAUCACACUAAACACUGAGCUCAUGUUUAUGGACAAUAAUAAUUUCACAGGAGAGCUCCCACAUAUAACAACGAAUGUUGUCUAUUUGGACUUGUCUCACAAUUCUUUCUAUGGACCCAUUUCCCCUUUGUUCUGCCAUAAUUUGGGUAGGGAAAAUAGUUUGGACUAUUUGGACAUAUCAUCCAAUCUUUUAACUGGAGGAGUUCCUGAUUGUUGGGAGUAUUGGAAAGGUCUGUCUUUCCUUUUCAUGGAGAGCAACAUGCUAACAGGUGAAGUCCCUCCAUCAAUGGGCUCAUUUGUUGAUCUCAUAGCACUGGAUUUGCAUAACAACAGCUUGGCUGGCAAUUUUUCAUUGGACCUAUCAAACAUAACAAACUUGGAAUUCAUCAAUAUCAAAGACAACAAUUUUUCUGGAACUGUACCAACAAAGAUGCCACAUAGUAUGGAAGUGAUGCUAUUGGGUUCUAACCAAUUUGAAGGCAACAUUCCACCCAAGAUAUGCAAUCUCUCUUCACUGAUUCAGUUGGAUCUUUACCACAACAAACUUUCAGGUUCUAUUCCUCCAUGCAUCAGUGACAUUCCAAGCAUGGGUGGAGCACAACGAACAAGUCACUACCCAUUUGAGUUCAAUUUGUACAACAAAGGCCUAGAGUUAGAGUACGAAGACUAUGGAUUGCUGAGAACACUUGACCUUUCAUUUAACAACUUGUCAGGGGAAAUCCCUCCACAAGUUUUCAAUCUUGUUCAAUUACAGUCCUUGAACUUGUCAAGAAAUCAUUUCACAGGAGAGAUAUCAAGGGACAUUGGGAGCAUGAAGAAUUUGGAAUCUCUUGAUCUAUCAAGCAACAAACUUCAUGGGGAAAUUCCUGUUUCCAUUUCCUCUUUGUCUUUCUUGAGCUUCUUGAAUCUGUCAUACAAUGAUUUCACUGGACAGAUCCCAGUUGGAACUCAGCUUCAGAGUUUCAAUGCUGCAAACUUUGCUGGGAAUCCUGGACUUUGUGGAGCUCCUCUACCUUUUAACUGCACUAAAGAAAGUGUUAGUGUUGAUGUGACAAAUCAACAUGGUGGAAGCAACGAUGAUGGCUUUGAAACUGAGUCACUUUACCUUGGAAUGGGUGUCGGUUUUGCAGUGGGAUUUUGGGGGCUUUGUGGUUCUAUAUUCCUCAACAGGACAUGGAGACAUGCUUAUAUUCGGUUCCUUAAUCAUGUUGCAGACCAACUUCAUGUGUUUGUAGUUGUGGUGAUCAACAGGUUUAGUGGCACACGGGCAAGCUCUAACUGAGCAUGAAUUUGCAGGAAAGCUAAAGGAAAAGAAGUGGAAAGGAAACAGCUCUCACCUAUAUGUACCAUGUAGCUGUGGUAUUAAGUAUUGAAUUGACAAUGUAAUUAAAUAAAAUAUCACUAGAUUUUGAACUUCUUAAGGAAAGGCCUACAAAUAGGCCCCAGGUACUUUUUGUUGGAUCCUUGUUUACAUAAAUUUAAUGACUUCCGUUUUCUGAUA
This is a messenger RNA of Cajanus cajan (pigeon pea), 2811 nucleotides long. RefSeq names its product receptor-like protein EIX2. The record is from RefSeq and is a predicted model, not a curated record. NCBI's taxonomy places the organism in Eukaryota, Viridiplantae, Streptophyta, Magnoliopsida, Fabales, Fabaceae. Gene Ontology annotation, molecular function: protein binding.